CUAUAUAUAUAUAUAUAUAUAUAUAUAUAUAUAUUUACAAAAUUAAAUUUCUGAUAAAUUAGUGUUUGUUUAAAGAAAAAAUGGCGUCCAGAAGAAUUCUCAAGGAGCUUAGAGAAUUGCAAAGAGACCCCCCUACUUCAUGCAGCGCAGGUCCUGUGGCUCAAGACAUGUUCCACUGGCAAGCAACAAUAAUAGGACCAAAUGAAAGCCCAUAUGCUGGUGGUGUUUUCCAAGUUACCAUCCAUUUCCCUCCUGAUUAUCCUUUCAAACCUCCCAAGGUAGCUUUCAGGACCAAAGUAUUUCAUCCUAACAUAAACAAUAAUGGCAACAUAUGCUUGGAUAUUCUUAAGGAUCAAUGGAGUCCAGCUCUCACCAUUUCCAAGGUUCUUCUUUCGAUAUGUUCGUUGCUAACCGACCCAAACCCAGACGACCCUUUGGUACCUGAGAUAGCACACAUGUACAAAACUGACACUUCCAAAUACGAAUCAAUGGCUCGUAGCUGGACUCAAAAGUAUGCUAUGUGCUGAUCAUCGAUAUAUCACUAUUUUCAAUUUAAUUUCCUAACUUUCCAGGAUUUUUAUGUAUUUAAUAAUAGCAACCACAUACGUACUUGUGUUGAGUGCUGCUCAUAUUUUCCUUAAUUGUUCAAACUUGUUUUCGUUUCACUUCAUGAAUCGAAUAUCCAUAUAAUAUCAUCAAAAUACUGGCAAUUAUACUAUGUAUGUAUAUGCUUGUUGGUGGCUUUA
Molecule: messenger RNA, 746 nt
Organism: Erythranthe guttata (spotted monkey flower)
Lineage: Eukaryota; Viridiplantae; Streptophyta; Magnoliopsida; Lamiales; Phrymaceae
Product: ubiquitin-conjugating enzyme E2 10
Source: RefSeq, a predicted model, not a curated record